Molecule: messenger RNA, 821 nt
Organism: Exophiala viscosa
Lineage: Eukaryota; Fungi; Ascomycota; Eurotiomycetes; Chaetothyriales; Herpotrichiellaceae
Product: CHD5-like protein-domain-containing protein
Exons: 3
Coding region: 131-787 (218 amino acids)
Biological process (GO): tail-anchored membrane protein insertion into ER membrane
Cellular component (GO): GET complex
Molecular function (GO): protein-membrane adaptor activity
Source: RefSeq, a predicted model, not a curated record
GAAUUAAAUUGCAGCAGGUCCUCAACAGACAAGCUACAAAUAUCACACACAAAUCUCCCUUGCUCUCAGGCUCUACAUUAAGCAGCGGUACCUGAAUGCUCUCCAGAUAAGAGCAUAGUCGUUUGCAAUCAUGGUGUCCCUUCUAGUCGUUGUAUUCCUGAUUCAGCUCGCCUGCCACCUCAUCUCGACCAUCGGAUCCAAACCGUUCAACGAUUUACUAUGGCAAAUCUACUGCCGUCUCCCCAUAGGGCCCUCAAAUGACAUGAAAGAACAAGUCCGUUUACGUCGGGAAGUCGUGCGGUUAAAACGAGAAAUGAACGCGGUCAGCGCACAGGACGAGUUCACCAGGUGGGCAAAGAUCAGACGACAGCAUGACAAGGCCUUAGCAGAGCACGACAAGAAAGCGGCUUCCGUGUCCUCAUCCCGAUCAUCAUUCGACACCAAAGCAUCAGCCAUUCGCUGGACAUGUACGAGUGGACUACGACUGUUCUUGCAAUUCUGGCACGCAAAGACUCCUGUAUUUACAUACCCACGCGGCUGGUUCCCGUGGUAUGUCGAGUACGUCCUCGGGUUUCCCAGAUGUCCAUAUGGAGGUGUGAGCAUCAAUGUGUGGAGCAUGGCAUGCGGUACAGCCAUUGCGCUAAUGGGCGACGUGGUGAUCUACGCGAUGCAAUAUGUACAGGAAAUGAGAGGCAUUCCUCAGAAGGAGAAAAAAGCCAUGCCGAUGCCAGCACAGAAGACGCAGAGAGAGAAGACGCCCAUGCCAGUGCCAGCAGAGCUGGACUAAAUGAAGAUACACCACAAUAUGAUACAUAUUGCAA